Molecule: messenger RNA, 734 nt
Organism: Drosophila subpulchrella
Lineage: Eukaryota; Metazoa; Arthropoda; Insecta; Diptera; Drosophilidae
Exons: 3
Coding region: 1-567 (188 amino acids)
Source: RefSeq, a predicted model, not a curated record
AUGUUGCUAGUUCUAGCGGUUUUUUCGUUUAUAAGUUUUACUUAUGGAGCGUACCGAAGUAAAGAAGAAGUCCAAGUAUCUUUUCCACAAUGCGAGAGCAUCAUCAAAGAUCCCAAUUCAAAUCCUGCAAUAAAUUUCCAAUGCCUCGUGGUAAACUAUAAUUUAUCUGCUACCCUUGAGGAUGUUAUUUUGAAAAUGGAUCAAGUUCAACAGCAUUUGGAUCGAAUUUUCAUUGAUGAUCAGAAAUACAAACCAUCGCCUUUUAAAAAUAUAGAUGAUAUUUUGGAGAUACCAAUUGAUAUUUCCAGUACAGAUUGCCAGACAAAGCGACACAUACUGCAAGCCAUACGUCGAAAGCUGGAAUGGUAUAAAGUUAUGAAUGAAAGAUCGCCCACUCUUUUUGCCUGGCCUUCGGAAUCGAGUAUAUAUAAACCCCAGAUUUCCGAGCAGUAUUCAAAUGUUGAACUGAGGUCCGAUUACUCAAAAGUAAUGAAUGAAACUCGCUGUCUGCUGGCAAAGGCCAUUGGAAAUACAGAAUCUUUUGCUAAAUUUGGUGACGAAUUCUAAAUAUGGACAAGGCUUAAAGAAGAUGGAGUUGCUGUUGUGACUGUGGCUUACAACUAUUUAUAUUGCUUUUUUUAAGUAUUACUUGAAAAAUACCUCCAAUGAAAUGAAUACUGAACUCGGAAAUGCAAGCUGUUUAAAAAUAAAUAAAGAAUUUUUUAAAUUUUGUU